This is a messenger RNA of Menidia menidia (Atlantic silverside), 2962 nucleotides long. Lineage: Eukaryota; Metazoa; Chordata; Actinopteri; Atheriniformes; Atherinopsidae. The record is from the annotation of a GenBank genome assembly.
AGGGUCUUAAGCAAUAACGCCUCUCAGCCACGAGGGGGUGGAGACGCACGCACUUUCUGCUUAAGUCUCGUUUUGUUUGUCUGUUAGUCUGUUUGCUUGCUGUCUGUCUGAUCCUGCGUACAUCCACAGAUCACGUGUCUUCUCUUCCCAGGUGCGUGAUUUAAACGUGUUUGGGUGGAGCUAUUAAAACCCCAGUGACAUCUCACAUGUUGCUAAUCUCUGAUCUGAGGGUUGUAAAAAAAAAAAAAAAGCUCUGGUUUACUUUCGGUUUAGUUUUGAUCUGUACAUCCGUAGGACUGAUAUCCAUCUUUGGACUCGCCGUGCUAGCUGCAUCGGACUGUCGUGUUUUGAUGACGUCACCGCCGGGGACUUUCCGGAUACGUCACACGGAGCUUCCGAGUUACUAAGCUAGCGGGCUCCGUGGUCAUGUCGCUGAGAGGCGAAAACGCAGCCGCGUCUGCCUGAAACACGCGCCCGGAGAGCACAAUGUCCACGCCAAAGUCUGCCAGCGACGCCGACAGCCGUGGAUAUUGAGACGUCGCCGUCGGAGACGACAGGCACACCGAAAGGCGGAAUGUCAACAACGCGGCCCCUCCUCGGGAUGCGACGAGUCACCGAGCUAACGUACCCGGAGCAGCCGGCCAGCAGGCUCCCUGCGCCGGCCGGCCGGCAGCCGCAGGACGCCCCCACCGUGGACGAGUUCACCGUCCUGGAGGACAAGGAAGAGGAGCUGAAAUGCGCCAAGCCUCGCGUGGAGCAGGUUUUCAAAGUGGCGUUCACCAUAAUCGGCCUUCUGGACCACACGGGUCAGCCGCACGGCAGCAAAACAUUACGGCAGAUUUGGCUGCAGCUCAGAGGAAACCGGGACGACGUGUCCAAGGCGAAGGAGUACAUCCGAGGCCUGUGCGACCCCGAGCUGCAGGAGGAGGAGCGCUACCCGGUGGACAUGCACUGCAUCUUCGCGGGGGCCCGGGGCCUCUUCCUGGACCGGCUGAUCCGGGACACCAGCGCCGAGGUGGUGGUGCCGGAGCCGGGCCGCCUGUGGCUGCUGGGCCAGGCGGAGCCCGUGGUGAUGGCCCAGAGCCGAGUCCAGCAGUUUGUGGCGCUCUUCCAAGAGAAAAGAAGUCUGCCCAGUGACCGAGAAUCGGCAGUGAAACGAGCGUUCAAAUCCUUUGUGGAGGAAAGAGAUGAUAAAUACACUAUGGAGCUCCUCCUGCUGCCCAGCGCCCUGAAGGAGGAGCUGCUGGGGCUGGUCUACAGCCCCACCAGCACAAACACAGCUUCUCUGGCGGCGCCCGCCGGCGUGGAGGUGGACCAGGACCGCUCUCAGAGCAGCACGCCGGUGACGGAGCUGUCCAACCGCAUCCUGGACGCCAGCUUCGAGGAGAGAGGGGCGGCGGCCGGCUCUGUGGGCGGCAAAGCCCCCGGCGGGGGGGUCGGUCUGGGCCCCGAGGCCGCGCUGCCCAACGGCGCCCGGCCCUCGCACAAGCGCCGCUCCUCCGACAGCGAGACCCGGGACACAAAGAGACAGUACUCCCUGGAGCGCAAGGAGGAGUCCCCGGAGCGGCCCAGGGAGCGGCCCAGGGACCGGGAGGGCCGGGGGGGCAGCGGCUGCCGGUCCAAAACCCCCUCGGCCUCCAGCACCCUCUCCUCCUGCGCCAAGGCCAACACGGUGGCCGGGCCCAUCAUGCUGGAAUACAACGAGGGCGGGGCCGAGGAGGGGGAGGCCGUCAGCCCCGAAACCAACCUGCGCUGCCUGGUCAACUUCUUCAGGACCAUGGGGUACCAGCAAGAGGUGGUGGAGCGCGUCGUCAAGGCAACGGGACAGACGGAGGACACCUUCCUCGUUCUGGAGAAAAUAGUGGAGGAAACCAAGCGCUGCGAGGCCGGCUCGAAGGGAGAGGAGAAGGAGCGGCGCUUUAACUCUGUGCACACCCUGGACAUUCCCUCCUCCUCCUCCACCUCCACAGUGUUUCGCUCCAGAGAAAAGGAGCGCGAGCCGAGCAGGGCGCUGGUCGACCCCGGCCGGUCCAAAGAGAACAUCAAACCCAGCCCGCACGGCGCCGGCGGCAGCAGCAACGGGCUGGGCCACCGGAGGCAGUGCAGCAGCAGCGAGACCAGCACCCAGCAGGCCAUUACCAUCAAGAGGAGCUCCAGCGCCCAGGGGGGGGCCGGAAACUGUGAGGUCAUCACCAUCGACGACGACGAUGACGUCAUCCCCUCCGACGCCAAGGCGGGCGCCGGCCGGGCCUCCCGGAUCAUGGCGGCCAGCCUGGACGCGCAGUCCGGGUCCCGGACGGACUACCUGGCCCGGGGGGGCGGGGCCCCGCAGAGGGACUGUCUGUCUCGGGGCGGGACGCAGACUUUGGGGGGGUCGGUGAAGGUGGAGAGUGUGACGGCGCUGCGGAGCACCCCUCAGUGGCAGAGCGCCACCCACGCCUCCUCAGGCUCCACCCCCACGGUAGGCCCCGCCCCCUUCAGCCGGAGCUCAGUCAGAUGGGCCGUGUUGCUGCAGUUCACCUUUGUGGAGGACCACUUCAUGAUCCCGGACGACCCGCUGGGCAAAAAGGGGCCCCACCUGGACGCCUUCCUGAGGAGGGACAGCAGGAGGCCCCCGGUGACCCCGCCCCCUCUGCGGCGCCCGGACGCCAGGCCGCCGUCGCAGCUGCCCGUCCACGUCCAGACGCUUAGCUCCGCCCCCCGCCCCCCCAGCUCGCUGACGCCGCACCCCGCCGCCGCCACUCACUGGCCUCACUCCGGGCCGCCCGAGUGGCACCCGCCCCGCCGCUCGCCCUCGCCGUCGCCCUCGCCGCCGCCGCAGCGGUCGCCCGGGGAGACGUCGGAGCUGAAGCGGAAGCUGUACGACAUCUUCCCCGACCAGAAGCAGCGGAUCGACCGCAUCCUGAGCGACAACCCCUACAUGAGGGACCUGAACGCGCUGUCGGGGCUGCUGCUGGGCUGA